Messenger RNA from Cylindrotheca closterium, 965 nucleotides. NCBI's taxonomy places the organism in Eukaryota, Bacillariophyta, Bacillariophyceae, Bacillariales, Bacillariaceae. The record is from the annotation of a GenBank genome assembly.
AUGCUCCUGAGAGAUUGUUUUACUCCCGAAUUUGUGAAAGAUAUGACCGCGUCUGAGCGAAAGAAGGCCCAAUCAGCGAUGAUGUUACUCGCGGAAAAGCAAUUCAAAAAGACAAUUAAAGGUCGCCUAGUAUACCGAGGCGAUGGAACUCGUGAAUGGUUAUUGCAAGAGGACACUGCAAGUCCAACUGCUUUGCAAGAAGCAAUCACCACUACUUGUGUUAUUGAUGCACACGAAGGUAGAGAUAUAAUGGCGCUGGACGUGCCUAACGCUUUCAUUCAAAUUUAUAUGCCUGAAGCUAAGGAAGGAGAAGAUUGUAUCUACAUGAAAAUCACUGGCAUGAUGGUCCAGAUAUUGAUUGACAUGGCCCCAGAGUAUCGGGAAUACGUUGUAUUAGAGAACGGAAAGCGAGUAAUCUAUGUGCGGGUACUGCGUGCUAUAUAUGGGAUGUUCCAAUCGAGCCUCCUAUUCUAUAAUCAGUUUCGAAGUGAUUUGGAGGCAAAGGGAUUUGUUUUCAAUACGUAUGACCCGUGUGUUGCUAACAAAGUUAUUGAUGAAAAGCAGCAAACUAUCAGGUUUCAUGUUGACGAUCUUGUGUCAAGUCACAUGGAUCCAAAAGUAAAUGACAAAUUUGCUAAGUGGUUGAACAUGAGAUAUGGUUCGAUCCAGGCAUGUAAAAUCGUCAGAGGAAAGAUACACAGAUAUCUUGGAAUGACUUUGGAUUUCUCCGUGAAAGGAAAACUCAAAAUCCGCAUGGACGACUAUGUCAAGAACAUGUUGGAAGAUUUUCCUAUCAAGUUCAACAAGGAUUCAAAGCAGGAAACACCAGCUGGUAACAAUUUACUGGAGGCUGGGAAAGGAAAGUUACUCAAUGCUGAGUACCGUCAAAUCUUUCAUACUACUGUUGCAAGGGGACUUUAUGUCUCUAAGAGAGCUCGUUUGGAUAUCCAUCCAACGAUUACUAU